Messenger RNA from Sphenostylis stenocarpa, 564 nucleotides. The record is from the annotation of a GenBank genome assembly. NCBI's taxonomy places the organism in Eukaryota, Viridiplantae, Streptophyta, Magnoliopsida, Fabales, Fabaceae.
AUGAAGAAAGUAGUGUUGAAGAUGGAUUUACAUGAUGAUAAGAUCAAACGAAAAGCUAUGAAGACAGCAUCAGGCCUUUCAGGGAUUGAAUCAAUUUCUGUCGAAAUGAAAGACAUGAAAAUGGUUUUAUUGGGUGAGAUCGAUCCAGUGAGUGCAGUGUCCAAGCUACGAAAAUGGUGUCAUACAGAUUUAGUUUCGGUUGGACCAGCAAAAGAGGAGAAGAAGGUGGAGCAACCAAAAGCACCUAAAGUAGUGUUAAAGAUGGACUUACAUGAAGAUAAGAUCAAGCGAAAAGCUUUGAAGACAGCAUCUGGUCUUUCUGGGAUUGAAUCGAUAUCUGUUGACAUGAAAGACAUGAAAUUGGUGCUACUGGGUGAGAUUGAUCCAGUGUGUGCAGUGUCCAAGUUACGAAAGUGGUGUCACACAGAAUUAGUUUCAGUUGGACCAGCAAAAGAGGAGAAAGAGAAGGUGGAUCCACCAAAAGUUACUGUUCCUGUUUAUGAAACCUAUCCCCUCUAUUAUCCUUAUCAUAUAACACCACCACCACCACUGUAUUACUAUUAG